GUGAAAGUGUUUUGGAGUCGAAUAUAAACUGUCCUCAAUACCUUUGCAAUAUUCAUUGCAUUUACAAUUAGAUUGUUAGACAAAAAUUAAAGCAGGUGAAAUAAUAAAGCACAAGGUGGAAUAUUUACACUUUCUCCACUAAGCUGACUGGAAACAGUUUGUGGCAGCUUUCCAUGGUUCAGGAGGAAGGAGACCAUGUGUGGGCAUAGCUGACUGGGCCUUCUUAUAUAAGCAGAGGAAACUCCCACUCAGAGUGAGACAGCAAUUGCAUGUGCGAGGGACAGAACACCGGUGAAUUUUUUUGAUGCUGAACUGCAAAAGGAGGAAGACCCAGAUAUAGCAGGUGACAAGCAGCACUUUGGAGACUGGAUUUUGGACUAAUCAUGGAGCCUGAUUUCAGAUACCCCCAGGUUUACACCGUGGGCAGUGAUCCAAACCUUGAUCAUUAUCCGACAGUUCCAGCGCACCCAGUAAUGCUGCCAACACAGAAGGAAAGGAAGACGGAGUGGCAGAAAGCAUGCACUGUUGUAAUUCUAUUCCUGGCACUCUUAAUAUUAGCUGGAAUGGCAUUUGGGGGCUUCUAUUUGUUUCAACUCCAUCAAAAACUCGACAAAAUAAAAGAGGGUCAGGCCAGUGAAGGUCAACAACAAAAGAUUAUUGCAGGGCCUCCAGAGAUCAGUAAAUCGUCUGAGAUUGUUGCGCACGUUACAGGAUUGAACGUCAUUAAGAAUUCCAAGACACUCGGGUGGGAUGCUAAGUUGGGUCUUGCCCUGGUCAAAGGAGUAAGCUACAAUGCAGGAGCAUUGAUCAUCAAUGAAUCUGGAAACUACUUAAUUUACUCCAAAGUGUUCUUCCGAGGGCAAGUGUGCAAACCGGACGUUUAUCUGGAACAUAUUGUGUUUAAACGAACUAACCUCUAUCCUAAAGAUAUUAAACUCAUGGUUACCAAUAAUGGCAACAGUUGUCCCAGGAGUAGUGCAGGGUGGUCAAGCAACAGCUUUCAAUCAGGAAUUUUUAACUUAAAAAAGAAUGAUCGCAUAUAUGUGAAUGUCUCCGAUCCUACAUUUGUUAACUUUGAUCAACUUAACACAUAUUUUGGAUUACAUAAGCUUUAAUUUACAUUUUGAAAUGCAUGUUUUCUUUUACUGUGGCUCUUAGACCUAAGCAUCUAAGUAUGCGCAUAACAUAUUCUCUACAUUAGAGAAGUCCUUGAGAAAGAGUAAUUUAAUAACAUGCUAUAGUCAAGCCAAUAGUGGAAUUGUCUGAAUAUAGAUUGAACUGGAUGGGAUAGAGGGCAAGAACAAUUCUAACAAAGAAGAUUUGCAGUCCUCCAAUGGGAUUAAUGUGUAAUAAACUAAUUAGAAUUUUCUGAAGAUUUAGUCAUAUCCAGAGUGUGCUUACAUUGAGUUUGGCUA
Messenger RNA from Hemiscyllium ocellatum (epaulette shark), 1415 nucleotides. Its product is annotated as tumor necrosis factor ligand superfamily member 6-like. The transcript has 4 exons. Gene Ontology annotation, biological process: extrinsic apoptotic signaling pathway via death domain receptors; positive regulation of canonical NF-kappaB signal transduction; immune response. The record is from RefSeq and is a predicted model, not a curated record. Gene Ontology annotation, cellular component: membrane. Gene Ontology annotation, molecular function: tumor necrosis factor receptor binding. NCBI's taxonomy places the organism in Eukaryota, Metazoa, Chordata, Chondrichthyes, Orectolobiformes, Hemiscylliidae. The coding region runs from base 384 to 1115 and encodes 243 amino acids.